AUGGGAACAUUGGAUCUGUCCAUGGAGACCUCCCCAUAUGAGAAGAAAGUCCAGCGGGCGAACGGUUUUGUCCUGGUCUACAGCAUCUGUGAAAGGGCCAGCUUCAACUCUGUCACCAAGCUGAUCCAGUCCAUGAAGGACUUCCAGGGCAUGGUCAAGGUGCCCAUGGUGAUCGUAGACAACAAGAGGGACCUGAAUCACAGACGGACAGUCCUCAGUGAGGAGAGCAGAAUCCUAACCCUGACAAUAGACUGCCAGUUCUAUGAGGUUUCAGCUGCUGAGAACUACCACAGUGUCUUCAUGGUGUUUCACAAACUAAUAGACAGGAUAUGGGAGUCCAAGUCUGCCAUCAAGAAGCAAGCUGGAAUUAAGGGCGUUGUGAAAAGCAUGUCUGCAGUUUUUGCCAGGAGACGGAUGGAUUCGCUGUGAGACUAUGGCACAGGGAGGAAGACAUUGUAUACUGUAAUCAAUGUAUGCAUAGGUCUGACAUGAGUUGUUGUAUGAUGUCUGUGCUCUGGCAUCAGGACAGGACUUGGUAUGUGACAAAGGGAUCCAGAGACUGCCUUAUGGCUAAGACACGACAAUGAAGGGCAGAAACAGGGGAAGAUGGCAUUGUAGGUGUGGAAAUAAAUGUCAGUGAUCGAAAAAGUGCCCAAUUGUCAUACUUGAGUAAAAGUGAAGAUACCUCAAUAGAAAAUGACUGAAGUAAAAGUGAAAGUAACCCAGUAAAAUACUACUUGAAUAAAAGUCUAAAACUAUUUAGUUUUAAAUAUACUUAAGUAUCAAAAGUAAAUGUACAUUCCUUAUAUAUUAAUUUACAUUCCUUAUAUUUAGCAAACCAGCCGGCACAAUUUUUAUAUAUUUUUCUUAUGGAUAGCCAGGGGCACACUCCAACACUCAGACAUCAUUUACAAACGAAGCAUUUGUGUUUAGGGAGU
Salvelinus fontinalis (brook trout) is the source of this 938-nucleotide messenger RNA. Its product is annotated as ras-related and estrogen-regulated growth inhibitor-like protein. The record is from RefSeq and is a predicted model, not a curated record. The transcript is spliced from 2 exons. Lineage: Eukaryota; Metazoa; Chordata; Actinopteri; Salmoniformes; Salmonidae. The coding region runs from base 1 to 429 and encodes 142 amino acids. Gene Ontology annotation, molecular function: GTPase activity; GTP binding.